Molecule: messenger RNA, 1124 nt
Organism: Cokeromyces recurvatus
Lineage: Eukaryota; Fungi; Mucoromycota; Mucoromycetes; Mucorales; Mucoraceae
Exons: 2
Coding region: 41-931 (296 amino acids)
Source: RefSeq, a predicted model, not a curated record
UUUUUUUUUAUAUAUAUAGAAAUAUCUUUUUAUAGUAAAAAUGGCACAAAAUAUAGAAUUUUAUUUACAUCCACCUUCACCGCGUUUAGAAGAAGAUAGUCAAAGUAGCUGUACUUUACCACCUGUCAGUACAUUAUUGCAACCAAAUGAUGACGAUGAUGAUAUUCCUAUAUCACCUAUAGCCGAUCUUCCUUCUAUAAUUAUCCCUUCUCCAUCUCUUUCAUAUUUAGAACCAGUUGAGCCUAAUACUGACACAUCUUCUUCUCCUUCUUUAUCACCAUUUAUGAACUCUUUAUCACUCGAUUCUCCGCCUCAAUUAUCAUCUCCUCAAAUAUCACCUUAUUGUAAUCUUUUAUUACCACCUCCCGUAAAUACUAGAAGAUAUAGAUCACUUUCUAAUGCUUCAGCAAAUUCUCCUACUGAUUUUACUAUAAACCGAAGAUUGUCUGAUCCACCUGUAUAUUGUCAAGAUGAAAAAACAACAUCUAUUUCUACUAAUACUACCGUGAAACGAAAGCGUGGUCGACCAUCGAAUGCUUCACGUCAAACAAUACAAAAUGAGAAUUGGACAUUUGUGACGCCCACUGUAUGGGAUGUAAAGCAUAAAGACACAAUCAUUGAUAGUCCAGGAACACCUACAUCACUAACAAGUGAAGUAGGAGAUCAUCAUGAUGAUUUUAUGGUAUUACAUUGGCCUAUUAAUGAUAAUAAAGAUGGGCAACAACAACAGCAGCAGCAACAACAACAAAAUAUAUUUACAAAUACAACUAUGGAUACAACAUUAAGUAUACCAAAAAAGAAAAGAGGCAGAAAACCAAAAAUGCAGUUAGAAGGUAACUUCUGCUUCGUUUGGAGAGAUUUAACUGCUCCUCGUAGUUCAAACAAGAAAAAACUAUCUUCUACAACAACAACAAAUCAAAAAGACAUGUAAUAAUAACAAUAAUUGUAUUAUAUAACCAUCACAUAUUCCCCCCCUCUCUCUUUCCUUUGGUUUACGUUAUAUAUAAAUACAUAUUAUAAUGGCUUUUCUUUCUCUUUUUCUUACUCUCUUUUUGUCACAAUUUUAAGGGACAAAUAAUAUUAAUAGGGCGAUCUUUUUUUUAAUGUAUUACGCAUGAGCAUAU